GACGUCAUGGCGUCAUGUCAGCGCCAACAACAAUAUCACACUAGCAGGCCAUCCAUAAACUAACUCGACAUUCCACCCCUCUUCACCACCCCCCACCGCACAACAAUGGCGACCUCAGCUACUGCCGCCGCGCCGCUCACGCCCGCCCAGCUCGAUGCGUACCUCGCGCGCAUCUCGUUCCCGCGCGAGCUGCACCCGGCCAACAGGGUCGACCUGCUGGGCCAGCUGCUCGCGCACCACCUCAACACGGUACCUUUCGAGUCCAUCUCGAUCCACUAUAACCCCGCGCAGCCGCCGCUGCUUGAUCUGUCCCCCGAGGGCCUGUUCGACAAGAUUGUCACGCGCAAGCGCGGCGGAUACUGCGUCGAGGUCAACCAGCUCUUCCGGGACCUCUUGCGUACCCUCGGCUUCAGUGUCAUUCCGGUCUCGGCGCGCGUGUCGCACUCGGCCGCGGGCAACCACGACGGGGGGUUCUUGGGCUUCUCCCACAUGGCCAUCCUCGUCGACAUCGACAACGAGCGGUACGUCGUCGACGUCGGGUUCGGCCCCGACGUCUCCCCGGUUCCCCUCAAGCUGGUGUUCCCUGCACGCCAGCCUACGUUUGGCCCUGGCCCAGUGCACGACGACCUGACCGAGACGACCUCAGUGGCAGAGUACGACGGCGUGUCGCCGCAGCGCUUCAAGAUCGAGUACCGCAAGCUCAAGGACCACACGGACCCGCGCCAGCGGGCAUGGGUCGUCAGCGGCAGGCGCACCCCCGAAGGCGAGUUCUACGACAACUACGCGUUCAACGACUUUGAGUGCUUCCCCCAAGACUAUGGUGUCAUGAACUGGAGCUCGAACAUUGGCCCGCAAAGCUUCUUCGUCAGGACGGUCAUUGCGCAGCGCUUCUUGAGCGAGCAGGAGCUGGCAAAGGAGGACACGACCGCGCCGUACGUGCAUGCUGAAACCACCGGCCGCACCGGUUCCCUCGAGCUCGCUGGCACCAUCGCCCUGGCCGGCACGGCGCUCCGCCGCCGCGUGCACGGGGUGGACGAGACGAUCGCGACGUUCAGCACCGAGGCCGAGCGUGUGGCCCUGCUUGCCAAGUACUUUGGCAUCGUCCUCACCAAGGCCGAGCAAGACGGCAUCCGCAGCAGACCGACCGAGCUUGUGCCCAAGGCCGAUGCUACCGCAUAGACAACAAGAAUGAAUGCUAAUACAUGGGUGG
Vanrija pseudolonga is the source of this 1210-nucleotide messenger RNA. RefSeq names its product Arylamine N-acetyltransferase 1 (gene NAT1). The transcript has 3 exons. Gene Ontology annotation, molecular function: acetyltransferase activity. The record is from RefSeq and is a predicted model, not a curated record. The coding region runs from base 106 to 1179 and encodes 357 amino acids. NCBI's taxonomy places the organism in Eukaryota, Fungi, Basidiomycota, Tremellomycetes, Trichosporonales, Trichosporonaceae.